Bubalus bubalis (water buffalo) is the source of this 3276-nucleotide messenger RNA. RefSeq names its product cilia and flagella associated protein 44 (gene CFAP44). NCBI's taxonomy places the organism in Eukaryota, Metazoa, Chordata, Mammalia, Artiodactyla, Bovidae. The record is from RefSeq and is a predicted model, not a curated record. The transcript is spliced from 23 exons. Bases 78 to 3155 code for a protein of 1025 amino acids. Gene Ontology annotation, molecular function: protein binding.
GUAACCGCUGUAAACGGAGAACUGGGACUGAUGCUGUGACUGCGAAAGCCGAGCGCCCGUGGAGUACCUUAGGGAAAAUGAAGGAACCAGAUGAUCAGGAUACUGAUGGGGGGAAAUCAGAUAGGUCAAACAGUGACAGAAGGCAGUCUCAUUCCUCUAGAUCUCCAUCAAGAACUUCUAUGAAAGAGGAUCACAAGUCUAUUGACAAUACCACAGGUGAAGCAUUUACUGAAGGGGAAGAAUCAUAUAUAGAGGAUGAUGAAUCAUAUAUGGAACGUUUGGAAGGAAGUUCAAGUUCAUUUCAAGAUGAUUAUGCAGAAAGCCUUGAAGAAUCUCAGUAUAUGGAAACUCCUGCCCCAGAUGCAGAGGAGGCAGAGGAGGAAGUUAAGAAGAAAAUAUCAGAAAGCUUCUUCUACGAUUACAUGGAGCUUGUCUCAAUGCCUUUUGUGACUCCAGAUUCAAACAUACCGCUGGAUCUUCUUACACUUGUACAUUCCUUUGGCUAUGACUGCAGAAAGCGGGCCAACCUACAACUUCUGGAAAGCAAUACCGUGAUGUACAUAGCUGGCAACCAGUUGAUUUUUCUGAAUUUGAAAACCAAAGAACAGACCUACUUGCGAAGUAGCAGUGGAAUAGGAAUUGGUGUCAUUGGGGUUCACCCCAAUAAAACUUAUUUCACAGUAGCAGAAAAAGGAGUUUUCCCAAAGAUAAUCAUUUAUGAAUAUCCUUCAAUGAGGCCCUAUAGAAUUCUUCAAGAUGGAACUGAUCUGGCCUAUGCGUACGUGGACUUUAACUUCGAUGGUACCCUGCUGGCUUCUGUGGGUGGCAGCCCUGAUCACACCCUGACCAUCUGGAACUGGAAAGAAGAGAAGCCUCUACUGAGGACAAAAGCUUUCUCCCAGGAAGUUUUUAAGGUUACUUUCAAUCCUGAAGAUGACGAGCAGCUCACUACCUCGGGAUCAGGCCACAUUAAGUUCUGGGAAAUGGCUCUAACAUUCACUGGCCUCAAACUUCAGGGUUCACUGGGUCGAUUUGGCAAAACAGCCACUACUGAUAUAGAAGGUUACAUGGAGCUCCCGGAUGGGAAGGUGCUCUCAGGGUCAGAAUGGGGCAACAUGCUGCUUUGGGAAGGAGGCCACAUCAAAGUGGAGCUGAGUCGAGCUGCAGGCAAACCUUGUCACCAGGGUCCCAUUAACCAGAUAAUGCUGGAUGAGGGUGAAGUCAUCACCAUUGGGUCAGAUGGAUGUGUUAGGAUAUGGGAUUUUGAGACUAUAGACACUGCUGAUGUGAUAGAUGAGACUGGAUUACUAGAGAUUGAGCCCAUUAAUGAACUUCAAGUAGAUAAAAAUGUCAAACUCUUCUCUAUGAUAAAAAUGAAUGAAGUUGGAAAUAACUUUUGGUUGGCUCAGGAUUCCAAUGGAGCCAUAUGGAAGCUUGACCUUAGCUUUUCAAACAUUACCCAAGAUCCAGAAUGCCUGUUCUCCUUCCAUUCUGGAGCCAUUGAAGCUUUGGCCGUCUCUCCUGUCACUUAUCUCAUGGCCACUACCGGCUUGGACUGCUCUAUUAGAUUCUAUGACUUUGCUGGCAAAACUCCUUUGCUUCAGAUGAAAUUCAAGCAAGGAGGUACUGCCCUUGCUUGGGUACCACGGCUGAUAAGCUAUGGUGGAGCACAGAUUACUGCAGGAUUUGAAGAUGGCGUUGUUCGAAUUCUUGAACUUUAUGAUCCAAAAGGGCUCACGGUUUUUGUGGGACGAAAGAAAGUUUUGGAUGCAGAUAUUCGUUUGAAACAGGUUUUCAAACCUCAUACUGCUGCUAUCACUGCUUUAGCUUAUGAUCGUGAUGGAGAAGUUCUAGCCACAGGGAGUAAAGAUAAAACUGUCUUCUUUUUCGAAGUGGAAAGGGACUAUAAGCCUAUUGGUUAUAUUACUACUCCUGGACCUGUUUGCCAGCUAACAUGGUCUUCAAGCUCUCAUCCUGAAAGUACUUUACUGAUUAUUUGUGAGAAUGGCUAUGUUCUUGAAGCUCCAUUUCCAGCUAUAAAGGAGGAAGAGGAGGACCAUGAUGUAGUUUCCUAUGAAAUCAAAGACAUGUGUUUAAAAUAUUUCCAUUUCACAAGUGUCAAAUCUAAGAUUCUGAGAUUAAUAGAAAUUGAAAGGAGAAAGAAACAAAAGGAGCUGAAGGAGAAGGAAAAGCAAGAAAGAAGGAAAAGACUAGAAACAGAGAUGGGUGAAGAUGCGGAAAGGGAACUCCAGGAAGAAGAGGAGGAGGAGGAGGAGGAGGAAGAGGAGCCCUUACCCGAAAUCUUUGUUCCUUCAACCCCCUGUCACAUCCUCUGUGGAUUUUACUCUGAGCCAGGAAAGUUCUGGAUUUCUUUGGGUGGCUAUGAUUCUGGUUUUCUGUAUCACUGUGAAUUCCCCCCAGAUGACAAAAGCAGUGAGAACACAGUAAGGAAAGAUGAACCUUUUGAUUUCCGUCUUCUUGAGGAUACAGAGGAUAAUCCCAUCACAACUAUCACUUUCAGUAUUAACCAAGAAAUGAUGUUUUGUGGAAUGGAAAAUGGAGCAAUUCGAGUAUAUAUCCUAAGUAAGAAUGAUUCUUCAUUGACCAGCAUGGAGGACUACUGGCACUUCAAUAUGCAUGACAAUAAUUAUGGACGUGUUAAUGCCAUCUCUACUAGCUUUGAUGACCGGUUCUUGGUGACUGCUGGAGCAGAUAGUAAUAUCUUUGUUUUCAACAUUUUUUCUGAGUUUGAGUUAAAGAAAGUUGUGAAAGCCAAAGUGCCAUCUCCCAGGUUUGGAAUAGAAACAGAGCCAAUUCCAGAAGAUAUUGAAGAUCCUAAAGCCUACAGUAUUGAGAAUGCCAGAAGAAAAAGAGAACAUGACAAGUUAAUGAAAGAAGUAGAAGAAAUCAAGGCUGGAAAGAGAGAACAGAUCAAAGCUUUAAGGAAUCAAUUACAGAAACUACUACAGAUGAAUGAAGAAUUACCCAAACAUAUGCAGUUUAAACGGACAGAUUUUGAUCUAGAUUCCAAAAUUCGUGCUGAGAUUGGCAGGAAAACAGCUAAUAAAAUUCAACGAGUGGAAAAGGAAUUGGCUUGGGAAAAGGAGAAACAUCAGCUUGGUCUAAAGAAGCUACAGAAUAGGUGGAAGUAUUAGUGUGCCAGAAGAAUCAGUCAUAGAGAAAGGGAAGAAAUUUCGGCCUAAAACCCUAAGUGAAAUUAUGGUGGAAAAUCAAAUUGAGAAAACAAGGAAACUUAUAUUAAAAGCUGAAAGGGCC